CGUACGUUACGCUGUGAUGCCAUUCAUUGCAUUUUACCAUCGCGCUAAUAUACAAAAGGAAAAUAAAUUCAUCCACGCAUGGUGUGAAGAGGCUGGCUGCAAUGAAUCAAAAUCAACCGCAGUUGCCUAAUGGAUUUUGCAUUUUGGAAACUCAGGUGGCGGGCCAUCUUUUUUCAUCGGCUGCCUUGGGCAUGUUAAAGAACAACGGCUAUGUGUUAAAGCCAUUUGGCAAACCAGAAUGUGGGGCCCGUGAGCUCAAUUUCUAUGAGUGUGUGGAAAAGGCCGAAGAAGAUGAGGUUUUGAAGAAAUUGCAACAAUUCAUACCCAGGUUUCAUAGAAAAGUAAGACUAACCGUCAACCAAAAGGAGCAUACAUUCUUUCAAAUGGAGGAUUUGACACAUGGCAUGCAACAGCCCUGCAUAAUGGAUGUGAAAAUUGGUAAACGUACUUGGGACCCUUUGGCCUCACCCCAUAAGCGGGCAGUGGAAGAGAAGAAAUAUGUACAAUGCAAACAAGUGCUGGGUAUAUGUUUGCCAGGAUUCCAGGUGUAUAACGAAAAAGGUGAUAUAAAGAAAUACGACAGAGAUUAUGGCAAGCAAUUGGAUGUGGAGGGCUGCCGAGGGGCCAUAAGAAACUUCCUUAACUCCCAACAUAAGGUGUGUAGGCCUUUGGUGCAGGAAUUGUUGAGACAGCUUUAUGACAUACGCUUAUGGUUUCGGGAACAAAAACUAUACCAUUUUUAUGCCAGUUCACUGUUGAUAGUCUAUGACUAUGACCAACUACAAAAAAGACUGCAGCAAUCGGAGGGACAAGCAACAGCACCAGAGUGUCUACAUUGUCGCUGUGCUCCUCAUCACCAACAUCAGCAGCAUAAUGGUGUUCCCAAUGGCAAUCAUAAGACAUAUAUAGAAAAUAUCAAAGACAGCUUGGAGGAGCAUGUUGUUGAGGAUGACACACACAUUCCCAAAUCGCCUAAUAAUGCCUAUAGGAUUCCUGGUGAAUGUACCUGCUUGCAUAGGUUUAUUAAAAUAAGAAUGAUUGAUUUCGCACAUGUGUUUCCUGCCAGCAAUGGCUCGCUGGAUACCAACUAUCUCUUCGGUUUGGAGAGUCUCAUUAGCAUAUUGGAAGAUUUGCUGCAUUAAACCUCCAAAAACUCCAAAGUGCUAUGUCCUAUGCCAAAACAAUAUACAAAACUUAACUUAAGGAAAUGUACCUCUGGCCAUACUAAGUGUGGUGGUACUCCAUUCUCUUUAACCCCUUUGACUCAUCAUCAUGACCACUGUUGUUAGUAUCAUCAUCGCCAUCAACCACCCAGCCCAGUAUCGUCGUCUCGUACUUUCCGUACUAGUACAUCAUGCAACAAAGCGUAUUAUAUGCCUACUAUAAGUCACAAAUUUUUCUCGUAUAGAAAACUGAAAGCAAAGCAAUGGAAAAAUAAACAAAAAACAAGAAAAGAUAUUAAAAAUUAA
Stomoxys calcitrans (stable fly) is the source of this 1469-nucleotide messenger RNA. RefSeq names its product inositol polyphosphate multikinase (gene Ipk2). The transcript has 2 exons. The record is from RefSeq and is a predicted model, not a curated record. NCBI's taxonomy places the organism in Eukaryota, Metazoa, Arthropoda, Insecta, Diptera, Muscidae. Gene Ontology annotation, biological process: inositol phosphate biosynthetic process. Bases 102 to 1142 code for a protein of 346 amino acids. Gene Ontology annotation, molecular function: inositol tetrakisphosphate kinase activity; inositol-1,4,5-trisphosphate 3-kinase activity. Gene Ontology annotation, cellular component: cytoplasm; nucleus.